AUUCAUUCAAGUACUAAGGUAGUCUCUAAAUUAACCUAAAAAUGGUGGACACAGGCACAAUCCGAAUGGUUAUUGGCAUUAUCGGUAAUGUCAUCUCUUUGGGCUUGUUUCUCUCCCCAAUCCCGACAUUUUGUAGAAUAAUAAAACUAAAAACAGUAGCAGAUUUCAAGCCGGACCCUUAUGUAGCAACAUUGCUCAAUUGUGCUAUGUGGGUUUUCUAUGGCAUGCCCUUUGUCCAUCCCGACAGCAUUCUCGUCAUCACAAUCAAUGGCGCUGGAUUUUUCAUUGAAUUAAUCUAUAUUACCAUCUUUAUAAUCUACUCUCCGGGCUCAAAACGCAAAAAGAUCUUCAUUGCACUUGUGACUGAAGUUAUCUUCUUUGUUAUUGUGGUUUUUGUGGUAAUGUAUUGUUUCCAUACUACGAAACGCCGGUCUUUGAUAGUUGGGAUCAUCUGUAUUGUCUUCAACAUCCUUAUGUAUGCAUCACCAUUGACAAUCAUGAAAAUUGUCGUCAAGACAAAGAGUGUAAAGUACAUGCCAUUUUAUCUCUCGCUUACUAGCCUCUUAAAUGGAGUUGUCUGGGUGGUCUACGCACUCCUUAAAUUUGAUAUUAAUAUUCUGAUUCCAAAUGGUUUGGGAGCGAUUUCCGGCGUAGUACAACUCAUCCUGUACGCCACCUUCUACAGAACAACCCGAUGGGAUGACGACGACGACGAAAUAAAUUCGAGAUCGGAGGUCCAAAUGUCCAAUGUCUAGGGAAGACUUGACAGAGUUUCUUGCACCAAUAGUUCUCUCGAGGUUUCUUUCUUUUUGUAGCCAACUAGUUAUUGAGCCAUUUUGAUUUCUCAAUUUGUGCAGGUCUUUGUCUCAAUUGUAAGUUGUAAUUAGUCACUAGAUAGAAUAAUUUGUUUCUUAA
This is a messenger RNA of Prunus dulcis (almond), 915 nucleotides long. RefSeq names its product bidirectional sugar transporter SWEET5-like. Gene Ontology annotation, biological process: carbohydrate transport. The record is from RefSeq and is a predicted model, not a curated record. Gene Ontology annotation, molecular function: sugar transmembrane transporter activity. The transcript is spliced from 6 exons. Gene Ontology annotation, cellular component: membrane. Bases 42 to 755 code for a protein of 237 amino acids. NCBI's taxonomy places the organism in Eukaryota, Viridiplantae, Streptophyta, Magnoliopsida, Rosales, Rosaceae.